Messenger RNA from Prunus avium (sweet cherry), 1356 nucleotides. The record is from RefSeq and is a predicted model, not a curated record. NCBI's taxonomy places the organism in Eukaryota, Viridiplantae, Streptophyta, Magnoliopsida, Rosales, Rosaceae.
AUGGGGGAGAAGGUGACAGUUAGCAUAAGGGAAUCGAGCAUGGUGAAGCCAGCCGAGGAGUCGACACCUCGGGGCUCCCUAUGGCUCUCCAACUUGGACCUAGUGUUCCCGCCCUUUCACACGCCCAGUGUUUAUUUUUACAGACCAAGCUGUGGUCAUGAGCACAAUUUCUUCGACCCGGAAGCGCUCAAGCAGGCACUCAUCAAGGCCCUCGUGCCCUUCUACCCUAUGGCCGGCCGCCUCAAGCUCAACGACCAGAAUGGCCGUUUGGAGGUUGAUUGCAAUGCGGAGGGAGUGCUCUUUGUUGUAGCGGAGAGCUUCUCUACCGUCGAUGAUUUCGGCGAUUUUGCACCCUCUCCCAAUUUCCUUCCGCUAAUCCCCCGCAUUGAUUAUGCUGCGGGCAUAUCCUCAUAUCCCAUUUUGGUGUUACAGGUGACCUACUUCAAAUGUGGUGGAGUGUCACUUGGUGUUGCAAUCGAACACCGCAUUGCAGAUGGAGUUUCUGGUCUCCAUUUUGUAAAUACAUGGUCUAGUAUUGCUCGUGGGGAUCUCUCAAAUAUUACACCACCCUUUAUGGACAGGACAUUACUUCGUGCCCGUGACUCGCCUCAGCCUGAAUUCCCCCACACCGAAUACGAUCCUUUUCCAGAAAUGAAAUCAGCUUCUGAUGAGCAUCUGCAAACCACAAGUAAUAUUACUACGUCCCUUUUUAGAUUCACGCAGGAGCAGCUCAGUCUCUUGAAAGCCAAGUCUAAGGAAACCGGAGACGGCCAGAAUACUAAUACAGUCAACUAUACAACAUUUGAGAUGUUGGCAUGUCAUAUUUGGAGAUGUGUUUGCAAGGCACGUAAACUUCCGGAUGAUCAAGACACCAAGCUAUUCAUUCCAAUUGAUGGACGGAACAGAUUGCGACCCCCACUCCCACCUGGUUUCUUCGGCAACGCCCUUUUCAGAACCACACCAAUAGCUGCAGCAGGAGAUCUCCAAUCGAAACCAGCUUGGUAUGCUGCAAGCUGUGUUCGCAGUGCUUUGGUGCGGAGGGACGAUGAUUAUCUUCGAUCAGUCCUUGACUAUCUUGAGCUUCAUCUUCCUUGUAAUCCCCAACUUGUUACGGGGGUUCCAACGAUUCAGUGCCCAAAUCUUUCGAUAAACAGUUGGAUCAAGCUGCCGAUUCAUGAUGCUGAUUUUGGUUGGGGUCAACCCAUUUUCAUGGGGCCUGGCCGCCCAUUUGUGUUGGACGGGAGGUGUUGUUACCAAGUACAACUAAUGAUGGGAGUAUAUCAAUUAUCCUUUGUCUGCAAUCUGAGCACAUGAAAUUAUUUUCCAAAUUGUUGUAUGACAUAUAAUUAGGAAAUG